UUUGUAGUUGGAGAGUAUCGUAACUGCCCUUUUUCUUCUUCCUUCUUCCUUCUCCUUUCUUCACAAUAAAAGCCUCAAACAACACUCUUUCACUUUGUCCUCCAUUUCUCCAUUUCUCUAUUUCUCUCUCUUCUCUCAAAUUUCCCUUUUUUCUUUUUGUAGCGUUUCAUUUCUUCUCAGUCCGAUAAAGGACGGAGAAUUCCUUUUUUCUCUGUUUUAUCAAUCAAUGGUCUUUCAUUCAGUCUCAGAAACGAGAAAUAACUCGAACGAAACCGUAACCGAAACCGAAGGUGUGGUGAUGGCUUCUUCUUCGGCCUUGAAAUCUCAGCCUCUUCAUAACUUUCAACUACAUGACCUCAAAUGGGCCAUGAACCACAGUAACAAUCAACGCCUUCGAAAGCUCGCUGAUUCCUCUCAGAAAUCUCCUCAGCGCAGCGAUACCGAUACCGACUCCGACAAUAACCGGAAGGGGAAUACAGUGCGGGAGGCUCCUUUCAAUAACGGAGCUUCUUCUGGUUCUUCUCUCGAUCAUAAGACUGGAAAAUCGGAGAAGAAAGUUAUCAACGCUCCUGAUUCUCUGGUUGAUAGUGACAGCUUGGGGAAGAAAGUUGCUCCACCGGAAGGUAGAUCGAAGAUCUACAUACGUUUGCGAACGAAGAAUCAGAAACCUGUUGAGGAGGUCGUGGACGUAGGAGAUCAGAACUUGAAUGUGGAAGACGUUGAGGAGUUUGUUCCGAAGACGUGGAAUCUGAGGCCUAGGAAGCCGAUAUCAAAGCCUAGAAAUCAAAAUGGAGGUGCGCCGAAGAUGGUGGCUUCGGCUCACGAUAACAAAACUCAGAGGCCAGAGUCGAGUCGGUCUAGGAAUGUCACCGAGUCCAAACCAGCUGAGAAGAAGGCGAAGAAACAGAAGUUCUCAAUUUCGCUUACUAGGGAAGAAAUUGAUGAGGAUAUCUUUGCUAUGACCGGUUCAAAGGCUUCUAGAAGGCCAAAAAAGCGAGCCAAGAAUGUUCAGAAACAACUUGAUUGCGUGUUUCCUGGAUUGUGGUUAUCUUCCAUAACGCCUGAUAGCUACAGAGUCCCCGAGCCUCCUCUAAAGGGUUAGAUGGGAGUGCUGCUAAAACCAGUGCUUCUGGAGGGUGGGGAUAAGAGUGACUGCUAAACACCUUUUUUUGCAGUUGUAGAUUGAGCUUGUAGAGAUGAAAGGGUAACAAAUGUAUCUUGUUCUUGUGCCUUUUUGUCUAAUCCAUGAAGAGGUUACUGGGAUGGCUGGAGACAGUAUAUUAUGAAUCUUGUUAUGAAUAGCUACAGAUUGUAAAUAUGACUUAUCAGACUCAUAAUAGGGUUUUAACCUUUUUUCAGUUUAUGUAAAAGGAAACCGUUUUUUCCGGUAGAUCGUUAGAUCCUUAGACUAUCAGUACUUGUUAGCUGUUUAUGGAACUGGUUAAAUGUUAAAGCAUUAUAAGUGUUUACAGAUCCAGAAAGUUCGGGAUGAA
This is a messenger RNA of Gossypium raimondii (Peruvian cotton), 1493 nucleotides long. RefSeq lists its product as uncharacterized. The coding region runs from base 227 to 1102 and encodes 291 amino acids. The record is from RefSeq and is a predicted model, not a curated record. The transcript is spliced from 3 exons. NCBI's taxonomy places the organism in Eukaryota, Viridiplantae, Streptophyta, Magnoliopsida, Malvales, Malvaceae.